CAAAACAUCUAAUUCCUUUAAAACGGGUAAUUAAUAUCGCUCAUUUGAGUACGAUAAAUGAAGGUUGCUUGCUGACAACUAUGGGAAUCUGAUAUCUGGUAUUGAGCAAUGGUGAUGUGCAACACAUUUUCUUGAAAGUGCGAUUGAUCAAACAAAGGUACUGUAGAAAGAAAAUGUACACUUUAUGGGUUUGUAUUUAUUUUUUAUUUUUUUUAUAAAGCGUAAACGUAUCUUGUGUGAUGUAAGUGGCUGUAAUUGUUUAUUUUCAGAUUUUCUGCCAUUUGUUUGUGAUGGCUGUAAAGAAGUUUUCUGUGUCGAACACCGAAGAAGAGACUCGCACUCCUGUUCUGAGAUCAGUAUAAAAAAGGAAACCGUGAAGUGUGGAGGGAACACCUGCCCUUCCUAUCCAUGCACAUACCAUGGGUGCAAUGGGAAAGAGCUGUUGCCAGUUGUCUGCUCACAUUGUGAGAAACAUUUCUGCCUAGUCCACCGUCAUCAAGAUGACCAUGAGUGUGAGAAGCUGGAGGUUCCCAAACCUCGCAUGGCCGCCACACAACAACUGGUUAAAGAAAUCGUAGAAUCAAAGAAAUCUGCUCCAGCCAGAGGUAGAAGAGGUGCCAAAAACAGUGAAACUGCUGCAAAGGUUGCACUGAUGAAACUGAAAUUGCAUGCAGUUGGAGAUAAAUCAUUACCACAGACUGAAAGAACUUAUUUUCAAGUGUUCUUGCCAAAAGGAGGCACAGAUAAAAGUAAACCCAUAUUCUUCUGUUCAAAGUGGAGUGUUGGCAAAGUGGUGGAUUACGCGGCAUCGCUGGCAAGUCUCAAAAAUAACAAUAACGUACUAACAGCCAAGAAAUUGAGAUUGUGCCAUCCUCUCUCGGGUGAAGCGUUACAAAUGGACAGUACCUUGGAAUCAUGGGUGUCCAACACUGUGUGUCCUCUCUAUAACGGUGGAAAUGUCAUUUUGGAAUACCUAGACAAUGACUGUAAAGGUGUAGAUGAUGUGAAUUCCUAUUUUGCCUGCCCUUAAUGAAACAAUUUAUAACAAAUUAUAACAA
Polyodon spathula (Mississippi paddlefish) is the source of this 1058-nucleotide messenger RNA. RefSeq names its product AN1-type zinc finger protein 1-like. Bases 185 to 1030 code for a protein of 281 amino acids. Lineage: Eukaryota; Metazoa; Chordata; Actinopteri; Acipenseriformes; Polyodontidae. Gene Ontology annotation, molecular function: zinc ion binding. Gene Ontology annotation, biological process: cytoplasmic stress granule disassembly. The record is from RefSeq and is a predicted model, not a curated record. The transcript has 7 exons. Gene Ontology annotation, cellular component: cytoplasmic stress granule; cytoplasm.